AUUCAGAUGAAUAGGGGUCAGCGGGUUGGGUGUUGGCCCUGACCUGAAUAUCCUGGUUUGGUGGGCUCUGUGGCAUGCCCAUUAGAGAGUUUGUUAUCUCUACAUGCCUUACCAAAAAUUGUCUUAGGGAGCACCAGGGCCCCCCCAAAUCUCACUUUCCUAGGGGUAUAUAAAGAAGCUGUUUGCAUUACAGCAGCAGUACGCCGCUGACAGACGCUAACAUUCAGCAAACCUCAACACGGCAAUAAGCAAUAAAGAUGCCAACCAAUGCUCCCAAUAUGAGGAUCAUGCCGGCAACCGGCAGACCUGAAAAUAUCCCCGACUACGAGCCCAACAUCCCGGAGCCUAAAUGCAGAGCUGAUCUCCUGAAACACUGGAUCAACCUUUCCCUGGAUGACAAGACAGCCAAUAAGAUGCUAUGGAUCACAGAGGAUGGAUCCAAGGUGUCACGCAUGACUGAUGAUGUCACUUGUCCCGUCCUGGACAGACCAGAGAGAUAUGAGCAUAUACCCCAGGUUCUUUGCAAAGAAGGCAUCUUGGGCUUCCGAGCUUACUGGGAGGUGAAAUAUUCAGGAUGGGUGGUCGCCGGAGUCGCCUAUGAAGGGGCAGGGAGGAGGGGAAGCGACGGACAAUGCGGGCUGGGAGAGAAUGAACACUCCUGGGGUCUUGGGUGGGGUGGAUCCCAAUACCAGGUGUGGUUCAAUGGCAUAAACACAGAAAUCAGGGAUAUCCCCCAGUGCUUCACCAUUGGGAUAUACCUUGACCAUCCAGCUAGUGUCAUCAAUUUUUAUGCUGUUGAAGAAGUGAAGGAGGGAGAGGGGAGCGAAGCCAGAAAGGAGAUCAGACUGCUACAGCAGAUCAAGAGCUCUUUCAAGGAGAGGAUGUUGCCAGGUUUCUGGGUGGGACAAAAUUCAUCAUGUUUUUUAGUUAAACCAGAGCAGUGAAGUGUGUUUUCCAUUUCUAUUUUCUUAUGUUUCCAUUAAAAACUUAAUAUAUAAAACUAAAAAUAUGUCCAUCUGCAAUGCAUAUUAUGGAGUAAUGAAAGACAGACUGUUCGAAAUCAAAAUCUUUGUAUAUAGAAACACGUUUAUCAAAAAGCUGCUAUUUGUUUAAGUGCUUGUGUAUCAUUAACAUGUUCAUUUUGACAAAAAUUUAUGUUGAGUGUUUAGUGGUGUAGCAUUAUGCGUUGUGCCAUGGGUCGAUUCUGCACUUUUUAAACCA
Messenger RNA from Perca flavescens (yellow perch), 1221 nucleotides. RefSeq names its product stonustoxin subunit beta. NCBI's taxonomy places the organism in Eukaryota, Metazoa, Chordata, Actinopteri, Perciformes, Percidae. The record is from RefSeq and is a predicted model, not a curated record. The transcript has 4 exons. Bases 258 to 944 code for a protein of 228 amino acids.